GCAGCAAAUCGCACAUGCAGGAGUUACAACUCGAGAAAGAGAAAGUGAACGAGAUGGAGGAGAUGCUGGAACAACAACGAAGACAACAAAGCGAACAGAAGGAGAAAAUAAAAAAGCUGUGCGAUAUGAUUUGUUCAGCCGGGCGAGAGACUGGCAUUAAACCGAGCAAAGCAAGAAUAGCCAAGAGGCGUGAGACCUGGUGUCCAGGGGCUCUUCUUGCAAAUGCUCCGCUCGCUUCAGCUGCUGCUCUUGCGGCAAACUCGGUGCAAGUUCAGCUGGCACGAAUCUCAUCGAGCCCAAACACUGAGGAAAGCGAGUUUGACGAGAUGUCCAGAGAUGCGUUCCUAUCAACUCUGGAAGAAGAAGAAGAAGAAGAAGAGCGAAAGAAUUCUGAGAAUGGCCGAAGAAAAGUGGGCUUUGCAAGUCCGCGAGCAAAGAGGUUUGUGACUGUUAUGCUUUGCUAG
Molecule: messenger RNA, 464 nt
Organism: Orbicella faveolata
Lineage: Eukaryota; Metazoa; Cnidaria; Anthozoa; Scleractinia; Merulinidae
Biological process (GO): mitotic cell cycle; microtubule-based movement
Cellular component (GO): microtubule
Molecular function (GO): microtubule binding; ATP binding; microtubule motor activity
Source: RefSeq, a predicted model, not a curated record